CGUCAAUUAUCGGCGAGCCGCCACAUAUUCUUUCAAUAGAAACAAUUUUAGCAAUAUUAAUAAAUGCAUUGAUUACAUCUACCUGCAAGCCGGCGCAAUGGACACAUAUACUGUGGAUAUUGUAUAUCAAGCUAUAAGUGCAUUAUUCCAAGGCACCAAUCCCAAGGAGCAGGAAAAAGCCAAUAAAUGGCUACAGGAGUUUCAAAAGUCGAUCUAUUCAUGGACCAUUGCAGACGAGCUGCUGCACCAGAAACGAGAUUUGCACGCCAACUACUUUGCCGCUCAGACGAUACGUAACAAAAUACAAAACUCCUUUAGCGAGCUGCCUCCCCACACACACGAAUCUCUGCGAGACUCCCUGAUCACGCAUAUAGCACAGAUCGACGAGCAGACGGACAAUGUGAUCGUAACUCAACUCAGUCUGGCCGUGGCGGAUCUGGCGCUGCUAAUGGCCACGUGGCAGGAACCCAUUAGUGAUCUGAUAAAAGCGCUUGUUCCACAUCCUGCGGCUAUUUGGCCAUUGCUGGAGAUACUGAAGGUGCUACCCGAGGAAAUUGAUUCGCGGUAUUUGCGCUUGGGCGCCAAUCGACGGGAACAGGUGCACAAGCAGCUGGACGCCAGUGCUGAAUGUGUAUUAGAAUUUUUGUGCAUGUGCUCGCAGCGCAAGGAUCUAGACCAGCAACGGAUUUGGAUUGCCACACUGCGCACGUAUAGCGCCUGGCUGGUCAUACAAGCGUUCCCUCUCUCCCACAUCUGCGACAAUGCGCUCUCCCAGCUCGCCUUCCGUCUCCUCAACCAGCCAGCGGAAACGUCGGGCAAACUGCACGACAAUGCCACCGAAUGUGUCUGUGCGCUGCUCAGCUGCAUGGGCUCGCGCAGCGGCCAAUUGGAGGUCGACCCCCAGGUGACGCGCAUAUUUGAGGCAGUCUGUCAACUGGAGACGGCGUAUCACUUGAGUGUCGCCCACGAGGACACCGACAAGACGAUCAACUAUUGCCGGAUCUUCACAACACUCUGCGAUGCCUUCUCCGUGGAUAUCUUUGAAUCACAGUACGCGAUGAAGGGCCUGGAUCUGGUGUUGCUGUGCGUCGGUCAUUUCGACUACGAGGUGGCCGAGGUCACCUUCUAUUUGUGGUAUAAACUCAGCGAGGAUCUGUUCCAGCGGUACGACGAAAAGCUAACGGCGCGCUUCAGGCCGCACAUUGAGCGGCUGAUCAGCGCUCUCUUUCGACACGCACAAAUGGAGAGCGAUCACGAUGGCCUCAUCGAAGAGAACAAUAAUUUCUAUGACUUUCGUCGCAAGGUUUCGGAUCUGUUGAAGGACGUGGCAUUCAUUGUUGGGUCUGGCGCAUGUUUUAAGCAAAUGUUUAUUAUUCUACAAGAUCCAACCACAACGUGGGAGUCCACCGAGGCGGCGCUCUUUGUUAUGCAAAAUGUGGCCAAGAAUAUAUUGCCCGAGGAGAACGAUGUGAUACCCAAGGUGGUCGAGGCGAUACUUAAUAUGACGGAUCAAACGCACAUUGCGGUGCGGUAUACAUCGAUAAUGCUCAUUGGAGAACUGUGUGACUGGAUUGAGAAUCACUCGGACUUGCUCGAGGCUGUGCUCAACUUUCUGCUGUACGCACUGCAGCAGAAGAACGGGUUGGCGCCGGCGGCGGCGAUAGCACUCACCUCCAUCUGUUCGGCAUGCAGGCAGAAAAUGAUCUGCCACAUCAGCGGCCUGGUGCAGAUAGCGCACAGCCUGGACAGCUUUCAGAUAAAUAAUGAUGUAGCCAUUGGGCUGCUGAAGGGCAUAUCGCUGAUCUUGACGAAACUGCCACGUGAGCAGCUGCAGCCAGCGUUGCGAGAGAUUGUGGGAUUCCAGUUGCAACCGCUAGUGCAGUUGGUGGAGAGCGGUCACUGCGAUCCGGCAAAGAAUGAGCGGAGUGAUCCCGUCUAUUGGAUUGAUCGUGCCUGCGCUAUUAUAAGACACACGAAUCCCGAUGUGCCCGACAACGUGGAACAUCCGACAGUUGCAAUAUUAAAUGACGCCUGGCCGCUCAUCUCACGCGUGCUGGAGAAGUACCAGAGCGAGUCGCGCAUCAUGGAGCGCACCUGCCGACUGAUACGCUACGGCAUUCGCAUGGUGCGCAAGCAAGCAGUGAUGCUAGUGGAGCCGCUGAUAAAACAGAUCGUUGUGCUCUACGCGGUGCAACAUCACAGUUGUUUCCUGUAUGUUGGCUCCAUAUUGGUGGAUGAGUUUGCCAAGUCGAAUGAAUGCAUUACGGGAUUGCUGGAAAUGCUGCAGGCCUUCAUCGAGCCUACGUUUGCAUUGCUGCAGUUGGAGAACGGAUUACGCAACAAUCCCGACACAGUCGAUGAUUUCUUUCGACUGGCCUCACGUUACCUAGACUGCUGUCCAUUGCAGCUGCUCCAGAGCAGCCUGAUCACGCCCAUCUUCCAGUGCGCACUGAUUGCCUGCUCGCUGGACCAUCGGGAGGCCAACUCGUCGGUGAUGAAGUUCUUUAUCAAUCUGCUCACCUGGGGGCGCAGCAACAACCAUCGGCAUAGCGAGUGCCGGCCGCUGGUCAUUGAGUUGGCCACGCAGCAUGGCGGCGCUCUGGUCAUGAAUCUGAUACAGGCGUCCGUCUUCCAGCUGCACUCCUACAUGCUCGCCGACGUCGCCGAGGUGCUCAACGAACUGAAACAUGUGGUUACACAGGCACAGAUGCAGCCGUUCCUAGCCCAUGCGCUCGACUCGCUGCCCAAAAAGAAUAGCGGCGGCUACGUGACUGCCACACAACAGCAAUUGGAUGAGUUCAGUAAUACGGUGCUGAGGGCUGACACCACAAAGGCCGUUGCACAGGCACUGAAAACAUUUACGCGACUCUACCGUUGAAGCAAUUAGAAGCUGCACCGCUGUACCACUGCACCASCACCACAUCCACAACCAUCAUGACAUUGGUGCGAUUUGCAUAUUGUCUCCGAGAAAUUGUACAUUUUAAAUUAUGUAUACGCAAUGUUGAGUAGCCGCUGAGCACCCCCAAGACUUGCCAGCUUAUUGGAUGGAUGCAUGCGAUCGUUUUAGACAUGCAACUAUAGUUGGCUAGCGUUGGCGAGCGAGCCUCAAAAAACGUAU
Drosophila arizonae is the source of this 3118-nucleotide messenger RNA. RefSeq names its product transportin 3 (gene Tnpo-SR). The record is from RefSeq and is a predicted model, not a curated record. NCBI's taxonomy places the organism in Eukaryota, Metazoa, Arthropoda, Insecta, Diptera, Drosophilidae. Gene Ontology annotation, cellular component: cytoplasm. Gene Ontology annotation, molecular function: small GTPase binding. Gene Ontology annotation, biological process: protein import into nucleus.